Molecule: messenger RNA, 5843 nt
Organism: Cuscuta campestris
Lineage: Eukaryota; Viridiplantae; Streptophyta; Magnoliopsida; Solanales; Convolvulaceae
Source: the annotation of a GenBank genome assembly
UGAAUUCAGAAAAUUGUGGCUUAUAUCUGAAGCAAUUAUGAAGAAACAUACAUCAACACAAAGAAUCACAGUUUCUCAAAAAAAGACAUCUCCCAAAAACAUUUACCUCUGUUCAGAAUUCAGAUGGAGAUUAGCAGAGCUGCCAUCCACUUCCAUUCCCACAUGUGUCUCUAAUUCGUCAAUAUUGGAAUACAUAUGUCUGGGCUUCCAUUUCAAACACGUUAUAGUAUUUGGAAGUAUUUGUUAAAGAAUAGAACAACAUUGUGUGAUGAUGGAGUCUUCCUUUUGCUUGGUGGUCUUGUUUUCAUGUCUCACACUCCUGUCUCAAUCUAUGUUGUCACAGUGUCUCCCCUCCCUGUCUUUGAAGAAGAAACACUGCCACGAUGAUGAGAUGGCUGCCUUGCUCCAAUUCAAGCACAGCUUUGUGAUCAACACCAAUCACUGCUAUGAUCAUCAUCAUCAUCAACAACAACAUAAACUGGAAUCAUGGAAUGAAGGGGAUGACUGCUGCUCCUGGGAGGGCGUGGGGUGUGAUGACCGAAGUGAUCAUGUCAUCAUCUUAGACCUCAUCCGGAGUUGCCUCUAUGGUUCCAUAAAUUCCAGCAGCGCCCUCUUUACCCUCAUUCACCUCCAGAGGCUUGACCUCUCAGGGAAUGACUUCAACUCUUCUCGCAUACCCUCUGCAAUCGGAAACCUCUCCGAUCUCACUCAUCUCAAUCUGUCCUAUUCGAGACUCACUGGCCAAAUCCCACAACAGCAACUCUCCAACAUUACCACUUUGGUGUCCCUUGAUUUGUCUUGUAAACACGGUCUGAAAGUUGGCAGUCUGAAAGGGCUAGUACAACGCAUGAUCAGUUUGAAGGAGCUCCAUCUCUCUGGUGUGGACAUCUCUUCUUCAGCUGUGCCUGCUGACCUCCUCUUGAAUUUCUCAUCUUUACAAUCUUUGCUUCUUGCUGGUUGUGGACUGCGAGGCGAGUUUCCCGUGGCCAUUUUCGAUCUCCCAAAACUCAAGAUGCUCGAUCUAAGGGACAAUAAUGAUCUCAGAGGCUAUUUGCCCAACUUCCGUUUAGGGAGUCCUCUUCAAUCGCUGCGGCUCUCAUAUACAAGCUUUGGGGGAGUGUUGCCUCCUUCCAUUGGAGAUCUUGCCUCUUUGGAAUAUAUAGACAUCUCCCAUUGCAAUUUUACAGGGAAGCUUCCGAUGUCACUCGGUAAUCUCACCCAACUUGUUGCUUUCAAAAUUUGGGACGGUAAUCACUUCAGCCCUGAUAGUCUUACUACCACUUCAUUGUCAUGGAUUAGUAAGCUCACCGAAAUCAAUUAUUUGGGCCUUGGAUUCAUGAACUUGACAGGAACAAUUACUCACUUGAGUGUCCUUAUCUUGAGAUCUAAUAGUUUGCAUGGUGUCGUUAAUGAUGGUUUUGGAUUCUCAAACCUUCGAGUCCUCGACUUAUCCAACAAUAGUUUAAGAGGGAAGUUGCCAUCAAAGUUCCUUGACACCUCGAAUCCCAUGAGAGCCUUAAAUGCAAGUCGAAUGGUGGGAUACAUGGAGCAGUCCUUGGAUCCAAAUUCUGCUUUGGUUUAUGAAGAUUAUUACGUGAUUAUAUUGCAGUUUAUGGAGCAUACCCUAGCUCCGAUCAUGGGACUGAAUGACUUUGAAUCCAUUUGGCGAUUUGAAGAAUGCGGUUCAUUUGAUUACUCAAUGACCAUGCAUAACAAAGGUUUGGAAAUGAACUAUAUGAAGAUUCCAGAUAUUCUUUGUGGCAUAGACUUCUCCUCCAACAAUUUUGAAGGGCAUAUUCCUGAUGCUUUUGGAGAUCUUGUGGGGCUUCAACUGCUAAAUCUUUCUAGAAACCAUCUCACUGGUCACAUACCAUCUUCUAUCUCCAACAUGAAAAAUUUAGAAUCUUUGGAUCUCUCCCAAAACCAACUCUCGGGACAGAUCCCUACGGAGCUCACAAAACUCACAUCUCUUUCAUCAUUUGACGUGUCCUUUAACAAUCUCUCUGGCCCUAUACCACAAGGAAAUCAGUUCUGUACCUAUGACUCCAAACCAUAUGAAGGGAAUCUUGGAUUGUCCGUUGAAACAUGGACUAAGCAAUGUGGAAAUGCAAGGUCUUUGCCACAAGUGCCGCAACUUCAGCCGCCAUCCAUUAUUGAUGAUGAUGAUGAUGAUUUCAAAAUAAAGUGGAUGAUAAUAUCGAUUGGAUUCCUAGGCGGUUUGGUUGUUGGAGUGAUCCUUGGAAAUGAGUUUACUACAAGAAAACACUAUUGGUUUGUCAAUACUUUUUCAAAAGGAAACCGAUAUGGCAUCGGAAUUGGGGCUGUGAUUUGCCUCAUUUCAAUCUUUGAGCUCUGCAGUUUUGCCGUUCACCACAACGUGCAAGUUUGUACAGAGAGAUUUGCCGCAGGCAACAACAAACCUGCUAUGUUAUAUGGGGUAGAGUGUUGGGCGGUUAAGAAGACUCAUGUGCGUCGUCUGCAUGCGGCAGAGAUACGCAUGUUACGAUGGAUGUGUGGGAAGACAAGGUUGGAUAGGAUUUCGAACGAAGUUAUUCGACGUCAGGUAAGCAUGGCACCUGUGGAAGAUAAGUUGCGGGAAGCGAGGUUGAGAUGGUUUGGCCAUGUGAGACGGCGGGAUGCUGACGCCCCUGUACGGAGAUGCGAGAGGAUUAAGGUUAGCAGGGGCCUCGGAAUUGGGGCUGUAAUUUGCCUCAUCUCAAUCUUUGAGCUCUGCAGUUUUGCCGUUCACCACAACUUGCAAGUUUGUACAGAAAGAGUACUGGAAUCAUGGAAAGAAGGGGGUGAUUGCUGCUCGUGGGAGGGUGUGGAGUGUGAUGAACAAACUGAUCAUGUGAUCGGCUUAGACCUGAGUAAGAGUUUCCUCUAUGGUUCCAUAAACUCCAGCAGCCCCCUCUUUACCCUCACUCACCUCCAAAGGUUGGACCUCUCCUGGAAUAACUUCAACUUUUCUCACAUACCCUCCGCAAUCGGAAACCUCUCAAGUCUCACUCAUCUCAACCUGUCCGCUUCGUACUUUGAUGGCCAAAUCCCACAACAGCUCUCCAAUAUUACCACUUUGGUUUCCCUCGACCUCUCGUUCCGUCUGAUAUCUCUUGAUGUAACACCCGAGUUGGAAGUUGGUAGUCUGAAAGGACUAGUUCAACACAUGACCAAUUUGAAGCACCUUGAUCUAUCUGGUGUGAUCAUCUAUUCUUCAAAUCUACCUCAUGACCUCCUCUUCAAUUCCUCGUCUUUAGAAACGCUCGUUCUUAAUGGGUGUGGCCUGAUGGGUGAGUUUCCCGUGGCCAUUUUCAAUCUCCCAAAGCUCAAGGUGAUCAAUCUAAGUAACAAUUAUGGUCUCAAAGGUCAUUUGCCCAACUUCCCAUCAGGGAGUCCUCUUAAAUCGCUGCUGCUCUCUGGAACAAGUUUUGGAGGAGUGUUGCCUCCCUCCAUUGGAAAUCUUGGUUGUUUGGAACAUAUAGACAUCUCUCGUUGCUAUUUCACAGGGAAGCUUCCGAUGUCACUCGGUAAUCUUACCCAGCUUGUUUCUUUGGACAAUCUUAUUUGGGAAGGUAAUCACUUCAGCCCUGAUAGUUUCACUACUAGUUCAUUAUCAUGGAUCGGUAAGCUCACCAAGCUCACUUCUUUGAGCCUUGGAAACAUGAACUUGAAGGGUGAGAUCCCAUCGUGGCUCAUGAACCUUUCUCGACUUACGGAGCUAUAUAUCAAUGAUAAUCAACUUACUGGUCCAAUCCCAUCUUCCUUCAGGAACCUCACUCAACUCAUAUACAUCGACUUGUCACACAACAAAUUAUCUGGUCCCUUUCCAUCUUGGCUCACGAACCUCACUCAGCUCAUGCAUAUCGACUUGUCACACAAUCAUUUAAAUGGCCAAAUCCUGUCCCAGUUUAAUGGCAUUACUGAGUGGUUGGACCUUUCGUAUAAUAAUUUGGAGGGAUCUCUUCCUACAAAUAUAUCUACUCUCCAUAACCUUAAGUUUCUUUCACUUGAGCGUAAUAGAUUAGUUGGCUCCGUGGAGCUAAGUGCAUUCUCUUGCUUCCAAAAUUUAACUUCUUUAAUCUUGUCACAUAAUAAUUUUGCAUUGAGCGUAAAGAAUAUUAGCUCAAAAGUUGCCAUCUACUUUCCAAGCUUACAUGUUAUAGGGUUGGCUUCAUGUAAUCUGCAUGAGUUUCCUACAUUCCUACCCAACAACAAACACACAUUGGAGUAUUUGGAUCUUUCUGAUAACUAUUUGAGAGGCCAAAUUCCUGCUUGGGUUUUCGACAUUGGUCAAAAUUCUCAAAAUGGAAUGGAUUUAAACCUUUCUUAUAACCUUUUAAGUAGUUUUGAACAAGAUCGUCAAGUUUUUCAUCUAACGGGCAGGAUACAAAGUCUAGACAUUAGGAAUAAUAUGCUACAAGGACAUCUCCCAAUCCCACUGCCUUCCUCAUCCUCACCUUUGUUUUCCUACCUAAUUUCAAACAACAAUUUGUCAGGUGAAGUCUCACCCCUCAUUUGCAAUUUAAAUUAUCUUGCGAAUCUUGAUCUGUCCUUCAAUAGUUUCAGUGGAAAGCUUCCCGAAUGCUUGAGCAAUUUUAGCAAUUUCCUUUCAGUAUUGGAUCUAAGAGGGAACAAAUUUAAUGGAAAUAUUCCAUCAACGUGGAGAGAUGGAUGCCAACUGACAAUGAUAAGUAUGAGUCAUAAUGAGUUAGAAGGGCCGUUGCCGAGGUCAUUAGCGAAGUGUUCAUUCUUGGAGUUUGUUGAUUUUGGUAACAACCGAAUAAAUGAUACUUUUCCAUUUUGGUUAGGAACCCUUGCUAACUUGAGUGUCCUUAUUUUACGAUCCAACAGUUUGCAUGGUGUCAUUAGGGAUGAUUUUGGAUUCUCAAACCUUCGAGUAAUCGACUUAUCCAACAAUAGUUUCAGCGGGAAGUUGCCAUCAAAGUUCAUUGGCACCUGGAAUGCCAUGAAAACACCAGAUUCAAGUCACUCUAUUGCAUACAUGGAGAACUUGUUUUUUUCAAAUGUGAGUUGGACUUCAGGAGAUGGCUCAUUUGAUUACUCAAUGACCAUAUAUAACAAAGGAUCAGAAUUGAAUUACACAAAGAUCCCAGUUAUCUUUUAUGCCAUGGAUUUCUCUUCCAACAGGUUCGAAGGACAUGUUCCGGAUGUGAUUGGAGAUCUAACUGGGCUUCAGCUGCUAAAUCUUUCCAGAAACCAUUUCAGCGGUCAGAUACCAUCUUCUUUCUCAAACAUGAAAAAUUUGGAAUCUUUGGAUAUUUCCCGGAACCAACUUUCAGGACAGAUUCCAACUCAACUCACAGAACUCACUUAUCUUUCAUCAUUUGACGUGUCGUAUAACAAUCUCUCUGGCCCUAUACCACAACGAAACCAGUUCUGUAACUACGACCCCAAAUCAUAUGAAGGGAAUCCCGGAUUGCGUGUCGAGACUUGGAGUAAGCAGUGUGGAAAUGCGAGGACAAUGCCUCGACUGCAACAGCCUCCGUCCAUCACAGAAGAAGAGGAAGAAUCAGAAUCAGACUUCAAAAUAAAGUGGAUGAUAAUAUUGAUUGGAUUUGUUAGUGGUUUAGUGGGUGGAGUGGUCGUUGGGAACGAACUCACCACAAGAAAGCAUUAUUGGUUCGUCAAGACUUUUGCAAAGAUACAGAGAUGGUACGCCUGAGAUCACGGGAAGCAUACAUACUGAUAAACCUCAGCUGUGUUUGGAAUCAGAAAGAGAAAUAAAUGGUUUUGAGUGUGUUUAAUUGUUGUUGUUAUGUAUUAUCUGCUGUAAUGUAUUUUAUCUUUAUCAAGUGAUGCUAUUUGAUCUAUGUUAGAUGGUU